AUGUUUUCAUGUCCUGAAUGUGGGGAAAAGUUUAGCUCUGAUUUAGGUCUUUAUAUUCAUCAGGGAUCCCACAGCGUGGGGGAACAUUAUUCCUGUUCUGAGUGCGGGAAAUAUUUUAUAUAUAAAUCACAACUUGUCAGACAUCAGAGAUUACACACGGGUGAGAAGCUGUAUUCCUGCCCUGAGUGCGGGAAAUGUUUCGAUGGUAAAUACAGACUAAACAUACAUUAUAGAUCCCACACAGGGGAAAAACCGUACUCCUGCCCUGAAUGCGGGAAAUGUUAUCAACAGAAAUCAGUACUUGUUUUACAUCAAAAAUCUCACACAGGAGAGAAGCCGUAUUCCUGCCCUGUGUGCGGGAAAUGUUUUUUACAUAAAUCAAGGCUAAUUGUACAUAAAAGAACUCACACGGGGGUUAAGCCGUAUUCCUGCCUUGAAUGUGGAAAAUGUUUCUCAGAUAAGGACAAGCUUUCUACUCAUCAGAGACUACACACGGGCGAGAGGCCGUAUGUUUGCCCCAUGUGCGGAAAUCGUUAUAGACUGAAUGCAGAACUUAUUGGACAUCAAAGAUCUCACAUGGGGGAGGAGCUGUAUUCCUGUUCUGAGUGCGGGAAAUGUUUUGCAUACAAAUCAGAGCUUCUUACCCAUCAGAGAUCUCACACGGGGGAGAAGCCGUAUUCCUGUUCUGAGUGCGGGAAAUGUUUUUCACAAAAGUACAGUCUUAAUGUGCAUCAUAGGUCUCACACAGGCGAGAAGCCGUAUUGCUGUCCUGAGUGCGGAAAAAGUUUUUCAUUGAAAGCCCAACUGGUCAGACAUCAGAGAUGCCACACGGGUGAGAAGCCCUAUUCCUGCUCUGAGUGUGGGAAAUGUUACGCAAAGAAAUCAGAACUUGCUUUACAUCAAAAAUUUCAUAACGGCGAGGAGCCGUAUUCCUGCCCUGAGUGCGGGAAAUGUUUUUCACAUAAAUCAGGACUGGUCGUGCAUCAGAGAUCUCACACGGGGGAGAAGCCGUAUUCCUGUCCCGAGUGCGGGAAAUGUUUCGUAAGGAAAUCAGUACUUGUUGUACAUCAGAGGUCUCACACAGGGGAGAAGCCGUAUUCCUGUCCUGAGUGCGGGAAAUGUUUUUCAAACAAAUUAGGACUUGUUGUACAUCAAAGAACUCACACGGGGGAGAAACCGUAUUCCUGUUCCGAAUGUGGAAAAUGUUUCAUAAGGAAAUCGGUACUUGUUGUGCAUCAGCGGUCUCACACAGGGGAGAAGCCGUUUUCCUGCCUUGAGUGCGGGAAAUGUUUUUCACAAAAAAGCAAUCUAAAUGCACAUCAGAGACAUCACACGGGGGAGAAGCCGUAUUCCUGUUCUGAGUGUGGAAAAUGUUUCAUAAGCAAAUCAGCCCUUGUUGUACAUCAAAGACAUCACACGGGGGAGAAGCCAUAUUCCUGCUCUGAGUGCGGGAAAUGUUUUACACACAAGUCAGAGCUUCUUAUACAUCAGAGAUCUCACACAGGGGAGAAGCCGUAUUCCUGUUCUGAGUGUGGGAAAUGUUUCUCACAAAAGGGCAGCCUUAACAUACAUCAGAGGUCUCACACAGGCGAGAAGCCAUACUGCUGUCCUGAGUGUGGAAAAAGUUUUUCAUGGAGAUCAAAACUUAACAUACAUUACAGAUCCCACACGGGUGAGAAACCGUAUUCCUGCCAUGAGUGUGGGAAGUGUUUUCCACAGAAAUCAGACCUUGUUUUACAUCAAAGCUCUCACACAGGGAAGAAGCCGUAUUCCUGCGCCGAGUGUGGAAAAUGUUUUUCAGACAAAUCAGGACUUGUUGUACAUGAAAGAUCUCACACGGGGGAAAAAGCCGUUUUCCUGCCCUGA
Messenger RNA from Staurois parvus, 1866 nucleotides. The record is from the annotation of a GenBank genome assembly. NCBI's taxonomy places the organism in Eukaryota, Metazoa, Chordata, Amphibia, Anura, Ranidae.